AUGAAUAGUACUUUUGAGCAUGCUCAAUCUAGUAUUUCAUCUAAAACAAUUUAUAUAUUCUGGUCACAUACUCAAAGUGAAAUACAUGCGCGUAGAAGCAAUGCUGGUAAUUGGUCACCUAAUCAUUUCGUACCACUUUUACUUCCGUCGAACGAAUCUCAGUAUCAAAAUAGCAUGACUGAACCGAAAGCCAUUGGUUCAGGCUUGACGCCAACUAAAUCGACAACGAAGAAUAACAUACUAACUCAAGUUCGCAUUCCUGAAUUUAAUGCGGAGGAUGACGAAACUCAACAAUUUCAAAUGUCAUCGACACUUUCCACGGUAAACCAGGAAAUCGCAACAACUCCUCGGACUAAACGAAGACUACAAGUAACUGAAAACUAUACGAAUGUUGAAAAUACAAAUAUGGAUCGGAGACGUCAAAAAGCUCGUGAAAGUAUGGCCGCUAAACGAGCUGAAGCUACACCAGAAGAAGCUAAAAGACAACGCACGCUUGCCAGAGAAAGGAGUGCUGCCAGAAGAGCUGCCUUUACACCAGAACAAGCUGAACGAGAGCGUACCCUUGCACGAGAGAGAAAUGCAACUAGAAGAGCUGCUUUAACAUCAGAACAAGUUGAACAUGAACGUACUGUGGCUCAAGAGAGAAGCGCAGCUAGAAGAGCUGCUUUAACAUCGGAAGAAAUCGAAGAACAACAAGAGCAAACUCGUGAGAAAGUUGCAGCAUGGAGAGCUGCUUUAACACCAGAACAAGUUGAACAUGAAUGUGCUGUGGCUCGCGACAGAAGUGCAGCUAGAAGAGCUGCUUUAACAUCAGAACAAGUUGAACAUGAACGUACUGUGGCUCGAGACAGAAAUGCAGCUAGAAGAGCUGCUUUAACAUCGGAAGAAAUCGAAGAACAACGAGAGCAAACUUGUGAGAAAGUUGCAGCAUGGAGAGCUGCUUUAACACCAGAACAAGUUGAACAUGAACGUACUGUGGCUCAAGACAGAAAUGCAGCUAGAAGAGCUGCUUUAACAUUAGAACAAGUUGAACAUGAAUGUACUGUGGCUCGAGACAAAAGUGCAGCUAGAAGAGCUGCUUUAACAUCGGAAGAAAUUGAAAAACAACGAGAGCAAACUCGUGAUGAAGUUGCAGCAUGGAGAGCUACUCUUACGCCGAAAGAAAUCCAGCUACAACGAACACUUGCUGCUGAACGAACUAUGAGUAAACGAGCUACAGCGUCACCAAAAAUAGCCGAAGAACAGCGCGUAGUAGCUCGCAAAAAACGUGCCGCAAGACGAGCUGCUUACACAUCUGAUGAACUCGAACAUCAUCGAGCAUCUGCUCGUCAGAGAAUGCGGCUUCGAAAAAGUGGCAAGCACCAACAAGAAACGAUGAAAACAAAACUACAAGAAAGUAGCGACUUUGAAUGGCCAAAACCUAUUGAUAUUGAACGCACAAUAGCUGCAUUGUCAAGUUACAUUCGUCUUUUCAUUCGACAAGUACAGCUCAAUCAGCUUUAA
This is a messenger RNA of Rotaria sordida, 1503 nucleotides long. Lineage: Eukaryota; Metazoa; Rotifera; Eurotatoria; Philodinida; Philodinidae. The record is from the annotation of a GenBank genome assembly.